Messenger RNA from Wallemia mellicola CBS 633.66, 411 nucleotides. Its product is annotated as DNA-binding TFAR19-related protein. The transcript is spliced from 2 exons. The record is from RefSeq and is a predicted model, not a curated record. Gene Ontology annotation, molecular function: DNA binding. Bases 10 to 378 code for a protein of 122 amino acids. Gene Ontology annotation, cellular component: cytosol; nucleus. Lineage: Eukaryota; Fungi; Basidiomycota; Wallemiomycetes; Wallemiales; Wallemiaceae.
AAUACGACAAUGGCUGACGCUGAGUUGGAAGCUAUCAGACAAGCUAGACUACAACAGUUGAAGCAAAAUCAAGGCGGGGGCGAUGAAAAAGAAGGCGGAGUUGAUGAAGGAAAAAGAAUGGAUCUCGCUAGGAUACUCUCAGCAGAAGCCAGGGAAAGAUUAUCUAGAAUUGCACUCGUAAAGCCAGAACACGCAGACAGAGUACAGGAUAUGUUGUUGAAGAUGGCUAAAUCAGGUCAAAUAAGGAGUCAAGUCACUGAGCAGCAAUUAGUUGGCUUAUUAGAUCAAGUUAGUACCGUUAUAUCUGGUGCUUCAACCACAAAAGUCACGUUUAAUAGAAAGCAAAAUUACGACUCAGACGAUGACUUUGAUUUGUAGUCUCCUCCUUUGAUGAAUAAUUUUUUCUUCUUU